UACAAAGGACAUAAAAACAUUUCAGUAGACAUUAUAAAAAUGUUAUGCAAAUGCCCGUCUGUACAGUUAGGCUUUAAAAAGCUUUUUAAACUGAGGCACUGACUCAGCUGAUCUGAUGCUGAGGGGGAGUUUGUUCCACGGCGUUGGAGCUAAAACAGUAAAGACAUGAUCCCCCUUUGAUUUAAGCCUGGACCUUGGAACUUUAGCAACAUUUUGUUAUCUGAUCUGUGCAGAAUAAAGGGUUAAGAGUUCUGAAAUGUAAAGCGAAGCCAGAUCAUAUGUCAACAGAAUUCCUUUGUGAAACAGGUCUCCUCAGUCAAAGGUGAUUUUUACGUGCUGUUGCUGUCCUGAAAGAUCACAAAUCACAAUUGGUCCACACAGUCUCAUUUGAGGAGCAAGAGAAUGGCGGUGAGAUGUCUUCAGACAGAAGUCCACAGAACUUGACAUCAUGCAGGACGAGACCCCCUGGGAGCUCCACUACCAAGGGAACUCUUUCACAAGUGGAAGUGACCAAGCGGAACCAAGGAACAGGUAUUUAACCAGGGAUGUCUUGAUGUUGAAAGUCAAGUCACCUCCGGAGAAUCAUGUUGUUGAAGAGCAGGCUCAACAGUUUCUUCAUCACCAUUCUCAGCUUCAUCUUCAUCCUCCUUCUGUUUGUACGGGGCAGUCAUCAACGAAGAAUGUAUGUUCAUCAGACACAAAAAAAGACCUGGUCUGAAGCCCAAAGGUACUGUCGGGAGAACCAUAUUGACCUGGCCACCUUUAGAAACCAGGUGGAAUUAAACAUAACAUCUGGGACUUGCAAUUUCACAUCAAAAUGUUGGAUUGGUCUCCAUAGAGCCAAAAAUGAUGUCUGGAAUUGGUCUAACGGAGAGAAAACCAGAUUUACAUCUUGGAGUGACAACUUCAAUCUACUUAACUAUAACCGAAAUGAGAAUUGUGUUGUUACAGCAGAUGGAUUUUUGUAUAAUUGGCAAUGUGAUCGUCCACAUGCAUUUCUGUGUUAUAAAGAUGAUCUGGUCUUAGUAAAAGAGAACAAGACAUGGGAGGAGGCUCUGGAACACUGCAGGACUCUUGACACUGAUCCCAGUUCAAACAACAUGAACUAUGACCUCCCACAUAUGCACUUCAGUGGCUCAAACUGGGAUGCCGGAAAAAUUAUUCAAGAUGCUCAAACAGAAGAGGUGUGGAUUGGUCUCCGUUACCUGGCAGGAUGCUGGCUGUGGGUGAACAGGAAACCUCUACGGGGACAAUGGCCUGCCUGCCCUGCAACAGGGAUGUACUGUGGGACAAUGUCAAAGAUGGGGGAUCUUUUGGAUGUUUGGAGAGAAGGAAUUUUUUUUGCUCACCCACAAACUAGACUGUAUGUACUUGAAGGCCUGCAUAUGUAGAUGUGUUUUAUCACUACACUUAACAUUUUUACUUUUACUCUGUAUUUCUGAUUGUUUUGGAAGAAGUGUAGAUAGAGCAUUUAUGAAUUAGAGAAAUGUGACUUUUCUGGAUCCAAGAAUGUCAAAGAUAGUCAUGUCAAAUCAGACAAUAAUAUUUUGGUGGUAAUUUCUAUAGUGCUAUAUAGAUAUAGACAUAUAAAACUGAAAUACAUAUUUACAGUUGUAGAAUUAUUGAAUAUUUGAAAUUACAGAACAUGGGUUAUAAUUUUCACACUAAACUGAAUGCAAAUUUGUUCAUUAUGAUGCUGACCCUCUCCAUCCAAACAAAAAUUCUUUUCAUUAUA
This is a messenger RNA of Thunnus maccoyii (southern bluefin tuna), 1735 nucleotides long. RefSeq names its product macrophage mannose receptor 1-like. The transcript has 3 exons. Lineage: Eukaryota; Metazoa; Chordata; Actinopteri; Scombriformes; Scombridae. Bases 585 to 1391 code for a protein of 268 amino acids. The record is from RefSeq and is a predicted model, not a curated record.